This is a messenger RNA of Sarcophilus harrisii (Tasmanian devil), 2101 nucleotides long. It is a transcript of the gene LDHA, whose product is annotated as lactate dehydrogenase A. The coding region runs from base 437 to 1525 and encodes 362 amino acids. Gene Ontology annotation, cellular component: cytoplasm. Gene Ontology annotation, molecular function: L-lactate dehydrogenase (NAD+) activity. The record is from RefSeq and is a predicted model, not a curated record. The transcript is spliced from 11 exons. Lineage: Eukaryota; Metazoa; Chordata; Mammalia; Dasyuromorphia; Dasyuridae. Gene Ontology annotation, biological process: carboxylic acid metabolic process.
AAGGCCCCGCCCGCCCGGCCGAGUGGCGCGCAUCCGGAGCAGCAUCUCUCCUCCGCCGGCAGCUUUAGCAGCCUGACCCACCACCUCGGUGCUGGAGCUCCAGGACCAGUGUGCCCGGAAGAUGAGCUCCUUAACUGCAGGAUAAUCCCCUUGGCAAGAGUUGCAAAACAGACUUAGUUUCAAGCGAGGAGGUGGAGGAGGGCAUUGGAAUCUGGAUCAAACUCCUUCCCCAGCGGCACUGAGAGUGGAUUUUGCUGAGCCCUCCUCUUCCCGUAGCCCUGCCCCUCCCACAGCGCGCAGGCUAGGCAAGGCUGUCUAUUCUCAGCCCCGCUGUGUGGAGAGAACGGGAGUGGGAGUCCGCCUCGGCUUUUUGGCAGAGACGAAGGGGAUAGUGAAAAUACUUUUUAAAAAGCAACUCGGAGGUCCAUGGGGCAGUAUGUCUUCAGGAGGCUACACUUACCAACAAACGACCUUUGUCUGUGUCAAGGCAAAGAUUGUCCCACACAACCAGAUAAACUCCAAAAUGGGAACCUCUGUCAAGGAUCAGCUGAUUCUGAAUGUUUUAAAGGAAGAACAGGUCCCCCAUAACAAGAUCACUGUUGUUGGGGUUGGUGCAGUUGGUAUGGCAUGUGCCAUCAGUAUCUUAAUGAAGGAUUUGGCUGAUGAAGUUGCCCUAGUUGAUGUCAUAGAAGACAAACUAAAGGGAGAGAUGAUGGAUCUCCAGCAUGGCAGCCUUUUCCUCAAAACACCAAAGAUUGUUUCUGGCAAAGACUACAGUGUAACUGCAAACUCAAAGCUGGUCAUUGUUACUGCUGGGGCACGACAACAAGAGGGAGAAAGUCGUCUUAACUUGGUUCAGCGUAAUGUGAAUAUCUUUAAAUUCAUCAUUCCCAAUAUUGUUAAAUACAGCCCUGAUUGCAAGCUACUUAUUGUUUCCAAUCCAGUGGAUAUUUUGACAUAUGUGGCCUGGAAGCUAAGUGGCUUUCCAAAAAAUCGUGUCAUUGGAAGUGGUUGCAAUCUGGAUUCUGCUCGUUUCCGUUACCUAAUGGGGGAGAGACUUGGUGUCCAUUCUUCAAGUUGCCAUGGCUGGGUCCUUGGGGAACAUGGAGACUCCAGUGUUCCUGUUUGGAGUGGUGUGAAUGUUGCGGGUGUGUCCCUGAAGAAUCUUUACCCUGCUUUGGGAACUGAUUCUGAUGCAGAAAAUUGGAAAGAAGUUCAUAAACAAGUGGUUGAAAGUGCUUAUGAGGUGAUCAAGCUGAAGGGCUACACUUCCUGGGCCAUUGGCUUGUCUGUGGCAGAUCUGUCAGAAAGCAUCAUGAAGAAUCUUAGGAGAGUGCAUCCAAUUUCCACCAUGAUUAAGGGCUUAUAUGGCAUUAAAGAAGAUGUCUUCCUUAGUGUCCCAUGUGUCUUGGGGCAGAAUGGCAUUUCAGAUGUGGUGAUGGUAAACCUGAACACAGAGGAGGAGGCCCGUUUGAAGAAGAGUGCAGAUACCCUUUGGGGAAUCCAGAAGGAACUGCAGUUCUAGAGGUUCUUCAUGUGUUGUUGCUAGACUGUCUAAAAAAGGUGACAGUGGUUAAGGGAUGAUGUAUGAUGCGCUUUUCAAGUAGGUCAAAUCCUUUGAGUGAUUGAACACCGGAAAUAUAAAACAUAGGAACACUCUAGUCUAGAAAUGGGGGAUGGUACAAUGUGACUGCUCUGUUAAACCCUGUUUGUGUAUGAUGCUGGAUGUGACUUGUACAGUCUUGAAGUAGUUGCAGAACCAGCACCCCACACUUAAGAUUAACUGCCUGCCUUGUAGGGGCUACGCGUUGGUGUAGGUCCAGAAGACGGCACUCAUAUACAAUAUGUGGAUACAAAAUACCAUACAGUAGUAAUACUUUAUUCAUGCAUUGAUUACCUUUGUGCUGCCCUGAAUUGGGGCUCUGCAGCAUGGCCCCAUGUAUCACCUUUCCAGAGGACCUGAUUUUGUCUACCUAUACAUAUAUCAAUAGUUGUAAAUUUCCAUAUUAUAAUAUAAAAAGAUCUAUAAAUGUACAAUGAUGCAACCAAAUUGUCAAGUGUCAUACUAACCCAAAUACUGAAUAAAUAACAAAAAUAAAUA